AUGGCUGGUUCUUCACCCGCCGCCCGUAAAUCACAGCAAUGGUCCUCACCUGACCGGUCUCGUCUGUCCAGUAUACAGGGUAUUCUCGGUGAACCACGUAACACGGCAAUCACCCAUCACGAUGCCCUCAUACAAGCCCAAGCCGAGCACGAUCGCGUCCGCGAAGCUGCUAUCAGAGUUUACCAUGACCACGAGUUACAGGAAGAACGCAAGAGGUUGCUAGAGCAGCAGAAAUGGAUAUUGGAGCAGCAAAAGCUGGAGGAAGAGCGGAUCCGAGCUGAGGAACGGCUGAGGGCGGAAGAGGAGCGUCUAAGAGCUUUGAAGGCCAAAACAGUCCCCAAGCUGCCACCAGAACCGCCGACACCUGUUGCCCAAAUGAAUGGAUCCGCUACCGCCCAACCCCAAAUCCAACCUACACCGACAACAGCAAAUUCAGGAGCAACAUCCAACUUAAAACAAUCCCCGUUUGGUGCUCAGCAACCUAGCUUGGGCAACGGGCUGAAUGGACAUGCCAAUGGCACAGCCCAGUCAAGCUUACCGCAGCCCUUUGGCCAGCCCAAAGCUAUACUUCAAAGUCAACCCUUAAGCAGUCCAUCACCAUUUACACAGCCGGCUAAAGCGGUAGUCCCACCAUCCAAUGCGCGACCAGCCGCGGCUCCUGGAACGCCCCUCGUCUCUACUGAAAUAGAUCGAUAUGUCGAAAUUCAUAGGAAUCUCAAAAAGUUACGAUCGUCCCUAUUGCAACAAUCGAAGAUGUCCCCAACCUUGAAGAAGAGAAUGGGAGAUAUGCGGCGAGAACUUAGAAAGAAUAUGGGUCAGCUAGUAGGCGAAAAGGGUGGCAAUAAGAAACAAAUUGCAGCCAUCCAAGCGCUAUUGGAUGAGUCGCUUAAUGGGAGCGUCCCGAGCGAGCUGGUCGACCCGUCCGAUUAUAUCACUGAUAAAAGAGAACCCGUCGGGGGAGCAUUACACAACGAACCGCAUCUCCCGUCACUAUUUCUCUAUCUCCUCAACCACUUUUCAAAAGCUGUCAUCAAUCAGUUCAUUAAUGAGUGUGGAGCGCAACCUAAAACCGCAGAUCCCAUCGGUGUUAUUGUUGCCAUGAUCUUCUCCAAGGACGUCUAUCUAUGGAGGGGUAAAACUCUAAUCGACAUCUUGAUGGCUAAGCUACGCGUAGUCUGCCCUGUCCUUUUUGGAUAUCGCGGCAGUGAGAAAACAGAAAAUGGUCGUCUCCGCCUAGGCUGGAAGAAGACGGGGGCCGGAUGGGCACCUGAGCAGCAACAUAGCGACCGGAUGAAGGGUUUGGGGGCUGGGUAUGCUGCUAUUGCGCUGAGAAACUUCUCGAAUUCGAAGAAUACGAACCCGUGGCCGCCGUCCAAGUAUUGGGCUAGUAUGGCACAAAUCGUGAACACGCCACCAGCCGAAAUCUCAAACACUCAGUGUAUUGUUUUGCGAGCCAUGAUCGAGUCCAGCGAAGAAAAGUUUAUUCAAUUUUACGGAAACGCUGCGAUAGCCGCGCUCAGGAAAGCUCUAGUAGAAUUUCCUGAGAAAGCUGUGGACAAGACGCCUGGUGUUUCGGGAUUGCAGGUCCUGGCGCAGAUACUAAAACGGGAUAUAGGUUUAGAGUUAUGA
Messenger RNA from Daldinia caldariorum, 1629 nucleotides. Its product is annotated as GLE1-domain-containing protein. Gene Ontology annotation, biological process: regulation of translational initiation; regulation of translational termination; poly(A)+ mRNA export from nucleus. Gene Ontology annotation, cellular component: nuclear pore cytoplasmic filaments; nuclear pore; cytoplasm. NCBI's taxonomy places the organism in Eukaryota, Fungi, Ascomycota, Sordariomycetes, Xylariales, Hypoxylaceae. The transcript has 2 exons. Bases 1 to 1629 code for a protein of 542 amino acids. The record is from RefSeq and is a predicted model, not a curated record. Gene Ontology annotation, molecular function: phospholipid binding; inositol hexakisphosphate binding; translation initiation factor binding.